CGUAACUUGGGAGAAUUCUUAAGAAUUUAAAUAAUAGCCGCAAAUGUCCAAGCACACGUUGAUAGGUGGCGGCACGGGCUUCAUUGGCAAGAACCUGUCGAAGCACUUGACCCUUAAGGGCUAUGAUGUGACGGUAAUUUCCCGCAUGCCCGGGCCCAAGCGCAUCACCUGGCACGAGCUGGAGAAGAACGGCAUACCGAACAGUGUGAACUCCGUGGUCAAUGUCACUGGCCAGAAUGUAUUAGAUCCGUCACGCCGCUGGACGCCCGGCUUCCAGCAGAACGUGUGGAACUCUCGCAUCAACUCGUCCAAGGCUCUGGCCAAUGCCCUGACCGCUGCCCCUCAGGUCACCUCCUUUGUGAAUCUCUGCGGCGUGAGCUCUUACCCGCCAUCCGCCACGAAGAUCUACACAGAGGACGAUAAGGUCGAGGGCUUCGACUACAUGUCCAGACUGUGCCUGGCUUGGGAGGAGGCGGCACAUGCUGGAGGCGAGCAGAACUGUAGGACUGCCAUAGUGCGUACGGGAGCUGUGGUUGGACUUGGCGGCGGUAUGAUUGAGUCAAUCUGGUUGCCCUUCAAGCUGGGCGUUGGCGGUCCCCUAGGCACUGGCCAGCAGAUCAUGCCGUGGAUUCACAUGCUGGACCUUUGCAGUCUUAUACAGCACAUCAUAGAGAAGUGCGAGUCGGGCGUGUUCAAUGGCGUUGCUCCAGAGAUAGUAACUAGCAAGGAAUUCUCCAAGGCCUUUGCCAGCGCACUGAACCGACCCUGCAUCUUCAAUGUGCCCGAGUUUGUGGUCCAGGCGAUCUUUGGCAAGGAACGUUCGGCCCUCCUAUUGAGCGGUGCGAAAAUCCAGCCUAAGAAGGCUCUGGCCUCUGGUUUCCAGUUCAAAUAUCCCACGGCCAAGGCUGCCUGUGCGCAGUUGGUGGGAAAGUGAGGGGGGAUGAGCAGAAGAUUACAUGGAAUACCAUUGUCCUCAGUUGUGGUUUAGUUAAAGGAACCAUGUCCUUGUAUGUUAUAUAAAAAGUGGCAAGCGAAAAUUAAAACGGAUUACUGCCAGUGCAGAUCUAUGAAUCAUACCGAGAUAAUGGA
Messenger RNA from Drosophila persimilis, 1089 nucleotides. Its product is annotated as epimerase family protein SDR39U1. The transcript has 4 exons. The record is from RefSeq and is a predicted model, not a curated record. The coding region runs from base 44 to 934 and encodes 296 amino acids. Lineage: Eukaryota; Metazoa; Arthropoda; Insecta; Diptera; Drosophilidae.